This is a messenger RNA of Pseudopodoces humilis (Tibetan ground-tit), 1956 nucleotides long. RefSeq names its product potassium voltage-gated channel subfamily D member 3 (gene KCND3). Lineage: Eukaryota; Metazoa; Chordata; Aves; Passeriformes; Paridae. The record is from RefSeq and is a predicted model, not a curated record. Gene Ontology annotation, biological process: protein homooligomerization; action potential; potassium ion export across plasma membrane. Gene Ontology annotation, molecular function: protein binding; A-type (transient outward) potassium channel activity. Gene Ontology annotation, cellular component: postsynaptic membrane; neuronal cell body; dendritic spine.
AUGGCGGCAGGAGUGGCAGCGUGGUUGCCCUUCGCCAGGGCGGCUGCCAUAGGAUGGAUGCCGGUGGCCAACUGUCCCAUGCCACUGGCUCCAACGGAGAAGAACAAGAGGCAGGAUGAGCUGAUCAUCCUCAAUGUGAGUGGCAGGCGUUUCCAGACCUGGAGGACUACACUGGAGAGGUACCCGGACACUCUCCUGGGCAGCACGGAGAAGGAGUUCUUCUUCAAUGAAGACACCAAGGAGUAUUUCUUUGACCGGGACCCCGAGGUCUUCAGGUGCAUCCUCAAUUUUUAUAGAACUGGCAAGCUGCACUACCCCAGGUACGAGUGCAUCUCUGCCUACGACGAAGAGCUCGCCUUCUACGGGAUCCUUCCCGAGAUCAUCGGGGACUGCUGCUACGAAGAGUACAAGGACAGGAAGCGGGAGAACGCGGAGCGGCUGAUGGAUGACAAUGACUCGGAGAACAACCAGGAGGGCUCCAUGCCCUCGCUGAGCUUCCGGCAGACCAUGUGGCGAGCCUUCGAGAACCCCCACACCAGCACCUUAGCCUUAGUCUUUUACUACGUCACCGGGUUCUUUAUCGCCGUCUCUGUGAUCACCAACGUGGUGGAGACCGUGCCCUGCGGCACCGUGCCGGGUAACAAGGAGCUGCCCUGCGGGGAGCGCUACGCCGUGGCUUUCUUUUGCCUGGACACGGCGUGCGUGAUGAUCUUCACCGUCGAGUACCUGCUGAGACUCUUCGCGGCGCCCAGCCGCUACCGCUUCAUCCGCAGCGUGAUGAGCAUCAUCGACGUGGUGGCCAUCAUGCCCUACUACAUCGGCCUGGUGAUGACCAACAACGAGGACGUCAGCGGAGCCUUUGUCACGCUAAGGGUUUUUAGGGUUUUCAGGAUUUUCAAGUUCUCCCGCCAUUCCCAAGGCCUGAGGAUCUUGGGCUACACUUUGAAGAGCUGUGCCUCCGAGCUUGGCUUUCUCCUCUUUUCCCUCACUAUGGCAAUCAUCAUCUUUGCAACUGUGAUGUUUUAUGCAGAGAAAGGGUCCUCGGCAAGCAAAUUCACCAGUAUUCCUGCUUCCUUUUGGUACACUAUUGUAACCAUGACAACACUGGGUUAUGGUGACAUGGUGCCCAAGACCAUCGCUGGCAAGAUCUUCGGCUCCAUCUGCUCGCUGAGCGGGGUGCUGGUCAUCGCGCUGCCCGUGCCCGUCAUCGUGUCCAACUUCAGCCGCAUCUACCACCAGAACCAGCGCGCAGACAAGCGCCGGGCACAGAAGAAGGCACGCCUGGCGCGGAUCAGGGUGGCCAAGACUGGCAGCUCCAACGCGUACCUGCACAGCAAACGCAACGGGCUCCUGAACGAGGCCCUGGAGCUGACGGGAUCCACCGAAGAGGAACAGCACAUGACUAAAGGCACCUCCUUAAUCGAGAGCCAACACCACCAUCUGCUGCACUGCCUGGAAAAAACAACCGGAUUGUCCUAUCUUGUGGAUGAUCCCCUGUUAUCUGUACGAACUUCCACCAUCAAGAACCACGAGUUCAUCGACGAGCAGCUGUUCGAGCAGAACUGCAUGGAGAGCUCGAUGCAGAACUACCCCUCAUCCCGCAGCCCCUCGCUGUCCAGCCACCCCGGGCUGGCCACGUCCUGCUGCUCCCGGCGCAGCAAGAAAACCACGCACCUGCCCAACUCCAGCGUGCCGGCCACGCGGCUGCGGAGCAUGCAGGAGCUCAGCACCAUCCACAUCCAGUGCAGCGAGCAGCCCUCCCUCACCACCAGUCGUUCCAGCCUCAACAUGAAAUCAGACGACGGGCUGAGAGCGAACUGCAAAUCCGCGCAGAUCACCACGGCCAUCAUCAGCAUCCCCACGCCGCCGGCGCUCACCCCCGAGGGCGAGAGCCGGCCCGGCCCGGGCAGCCCCGGCACCAACGCUCCGAGCAUCGUCAAGGUGUCGGCGCUGUGA